UGACACAGGGGAGGCAUGAUUCUCCCUGACAAGCAGUAUAAAGAAUAACCUGUAGGCGCUCAGACACCUGCACCCGAUGCAUAUACUGAGGGCACUCAUUUGGUCUUCUGGCUCAGGAUAGUGACCCAUUUGUUACUGAAAGGAUCUGGAUAACGACUUGGCUAGACACUGCUUCCCUCUUUUUGCUUCUGGUGGUCCAUCACGAAGACGCGAUGGGGCUGAAAACUCGGUGGAUGCAGAGUUCCCUAGCGAGCAUAUUAUGCCAGGGUGUCAUUGCGUGCUGGCUGCUCUCUGCAGUCCUAGGUCAAAGUACUCCAAAUAAUACAUUAUCUACUGACACUGGUCCAACCACAGAUUACUCUCUCUAUACUACUCUUCCCCAAAUGUCCAGUGCGUCAGCUUCUGUUUCAACAUCCAUUGCCACAAAUUCAACUGAAAUGGCUACAUCACAUGUAUCAGACGAGUACUCUACAAGCAAACCAGUAGUUGCCACCACAUCUACAAGCAAUACAACAGCUUCAUUAGUGAAUUCUACUGUCAAAGAAACUACAUUAUCAGCUACUACUUCAGCAGUUACAUAUACCAAUUCAACAGGGAAAACAGACCUUUCAGUGCCAGCGUUUAGUACGUCUCCAAUGACUCCAAGUGCUACCCAAAACAUCACUGACACAGCCAACAUUACACAUCUCUCUACGGUAUCCUCAAAUUCAACAGAUCAUGUAACUGGAACUGAACUGACUUCAAAUCCUACAGCAACAGACUCAAAUCUAUCUACAAUGGAUGUCACCACCUCAUUACCCAAAAUAACAAAAGAAACCCAGAAUACAACUGAAACAAGCAGUACUGUAGGUACUAAAGAAACAACUGUAUAUAAAGUAGAUAGUGAAGUGACAACAUCACCAUUUACUAUAAGCACAAGCCAAACAUCAACCUCCAAGAAAGAAAGUGAGACAAGUGAGGCUACUACUGUUGCUGGCAUUGGAGAACCAAAAGCAUUGAGUUCAGGUAGUGUUGCUGCCAUAACAAUAAUUGUAAUUUUAUUGGUCUUGUUGGUGUUUGGAGGAGCAGCCUUUUGGAAAAUAAGGCAUUCAUCCUACGGAAGACUACUAGAAGAACAAGAUUAUGGCUCCUUGGGAAACUACAACAAUCCUCUUUAUGAUGACUCCUAAAAUCAUGGACCCUGCCCAUAUAUGCCACAUGUUGUUUGUAUUGUUUUUCUGAACACAACAAAAAAAAAACAGCUUGGAUUUUUUUCCAUUUAAAUAUUCAUACCAGUGAAAUGCCUUCUUUGCUUAAUACCUUCUGUGCAACGAACAAAACAACAAGUAUUAACUGCAAUUUAACAAAAAGGUUCUGUAAUAAAACAGGAGCUAAUUAUAACUGCAAAGUACUGGUCCAAAAUCCCAAUAGCUUUACUUUGGUCCUUUUUAUUAGUGUACACAAAUGAAAUUCAAUCUCUGUUUAUUGAAAUAAUUAUUACAAAAUGUAUCAUCUACAGAUCACCGACAAAAGAAUUGUAUUUAUUAAUGUCUUUAGAUGCAAGAGACAUCUUUUUUGCACUAGAAUGUACACAAUACUUAUGUAAAUGUAUGCGUGUUUCCCAAAGGGUAUACAGCCCAACUCCAGAUCCAGGAUGUCUAACUGGAAGCCCAAGGACCACAUAUGGCCCUCCAAGGAUUUUUAUGGUUCUAGCCUUUAAGGCCACAGACUUUUUAGUACAAAAUUAAUAUUUUAAAUAGUAACUGGCCCACACGUGAAUUAUUGCUCCUUUUACAUGGAAGUUGCUGGACAUCACUGGUAUAUUAUAUAAAUGUUCUCUGAUGCAAAGUAAGAUAUAUGCAUUAAACUGUGGGUUUAGAAAUGAAGUGCAAAGUGCAAACCACUCCAGUGAUUUCUUAGAAGUAUUUCUUUUAUAUAAUAAAUAUGGGGCAAAAUUAAUGGGACCUUGUGUUUUAUAUAUGCAGAUCAGAUUUCCUUCUUUUUAUAUACCCAUAGUAUUUAUGGUGAUGAAAAUAUAAAAUUACUCUUUCUACUGGGUAAGUAUAAAUACUCCCCUUGAGCAAUAUUUGAUAAAUAAAAUAUGUAUCGCUCUAUAACUCCCACAGUUUUACCCCAUACCUGACAACAACAGCAGUGGGUCAUUUUUGUAAAAUUUGGGCCUAGAUUUAAUUCAAUGGUAAAAACCUUUCUUCAAUUCAAAUCCUGAUUUCCCUUUAAAUGUCAAUGGAGUUUUCACAUGAUGAGAAAUUAGAUGUUUUUCCCAUUGAACUGAAUCUGGCCUUUAGUUUUCUCAAAUGUUAAAGUAGGUAGGUGAACUAAUCACAGUAUUUACAUCAGUGGAAAAGUGUGUAAUUUUCAUACAUAGCCAUGACACAUGGGGAAAAUAUUACCAUUUGGGAACAUACAGAGCCAGCGCUUACUUAGAUAUUGGUAUAGACUAGACUCUAAAAGCAAUAGAAAACCAUUCCCCCCAGUGCAUAAAGACAUACGUUUUUAAAAUAAUGAAUUUGGUCAAAAGUUCCUGGGAAAAAUGAAGUAUCUGUAAAAAAAAUUUGACUCCACUUUGUUUUUAUAUCUUUGAUCUUAUUAUCUUAUUUGAUAUUGUUAUCUCAAAAAUCCUGUGGCACCUUAUGCCUAUCCCUAAACUGUCAAGGGCCAGGGCCUGUCUUUUUUUUAUAAUGUUUUUUUCAUGUCAUGGUAUCAUUACUGCCACAAAUUUCAUUUUUACAGUGUAUUUGUGAUUGGUACCAAUUGCACCACCCUAAUGUAAUUUAUAUUAUUAAAAAAAAAAAACAGCUUAUAUCUUUGCAAUUUUGUGCAGUUUCCCUGCCUGCAUAACUGCUGGAAUUAAGGUUUGAAAAAUAUAACACAAUGUAAGAUAUAAGGUAAGCUUGUGAUCCUCUUGGAAAUCCCUAUAGGUACUCUGUGCAGCUGGAGAACUAAACAUUAAAAAGUAAUAUGGGUAAAAUGCCAUAUUUUAUAUACUGAACUUAUUGCACUAGCCUAAAGGUUCAGUAUCUCUAAAAAAAGUAAUGUUCAAGGCCUUUAAAGUUGGCACAGGAGCUCCCCAUCUUGGAUUUUGUUAGGAGUGUCAGCUUUGAGCAAUUGUUGAGAAGCAAAUCAUU
This is a messenger RNA of Xenopus tropicalis (tropical clawed frog), 3125 nucleotides long. RefSeq names its product prostate androgen-regulated mucin-like protein 1 (gene parm1). The record is from RefSeq and is a predicted model, not a curated record. Lineage: Eukaryota; Metazoa; Chordata; Amphibia; Anura; Pipidae. Bases 213 to 1169 code for a protein of 318 amino acids. The transcript has 4 exons.